Molecule: messenger RNA, 1988 nt
Organism: Blepharisma stoltei
Lineage: Eukaryota; Ciliophora; Heterotrichea; Heterotrichida; Blepharismidae
Source: the annotation of a GenBank genome assembly
AUGGAGUUUGAUAGUGCAUCAUAUCCACAGCCAAAAAAGCGGCAAUUCAUUCCUACUUUUGACUCAGUCUUUGGAGACCCAAAAAAGAGAAAAAACGCAUCAGGCCCUCAAAUAGUAGAACAGCAUUCUUACUAUCCUUUAAGUUGGAAUAAAAGAAAUGAGCUAGAAGACAUCGCAUCUUCUUCAUCAAUUGAACGAGAUAACUUGAUAAACCACGCUCUCUAUAACUCCCAGCAGCCAUUUCACCAAAUCCAGCCAAAGCCAGCCAAAUCUACCAAGCCAAUCCCUUUCACUUUCCACACAGAUAACAGAAUUCGCAUGCCAGACCCAAACGAGAUGAAAACACGCGAACAAAGGGAGCUCGAAGAAAUUGCCCAAAGGCCAAAAUUCAAAGCAAGGCCAGUUCCAAAGUCGCUCUACGCUCAAAAUAAGAUCAAAUUAAACCCAAAAAUCCCAACCCAGCCUUUAGACAUAAAGCUUCAUACAGCCCAAAGGGCUAAAAAUGAAAAUAAUGAAAUCUAUGAAAACAAUUACCAAGGCUUUAAGGCUCUGCCUUUAAAAAAAGAAAUCCUGGAAAGGCCUGACUUUAUUCCUGUAAAAAUCCCUAAAAAGCCGACAAUGCCUAUGGAAUUUGAGCUUGAGACUGCGAAAAGAGCUGCUCAGUCUCAAAAUAUUUCAUUUGAAUCUGACUAUUCACAAGCUGAUAAUAAAUCGAGACCUAUAGGAAGCUUGAAUUACUCUUACCAAGAACUUCCUCCUUACUCAAAAGUCCAGCCUUUUACCUUAAUGACUGAAUUAAGAGGUCAAGAGAAAUCUCAAAUGUUUCAAUAUCAGGUAGAAAAGGAAAGAGAAAAACAAGAAAAAAUGACGGCCUUCACAGCUAAGCCAAUGCCUUCAUUUGAAGCUCCUUCUUUUACUAGAUAUGUUCCUCCACCUACUGUCCCAGAACCUUUUAACUUGUCUAUUAACCAAAAGAAGCCUAGCUCCCAGAAUGAGUCUGAAAUUGGCCAAAAAUUCUAUGCGAGAGAAAUGCCUAAUUUUUCUGACCCUUUUCAGCCAAAACCAUGUGAAAAACCGCCAACUCAGCCUAUGGAUUUUAACCUUCAUACUGACUAUAGAGCUGAGCACUUACGCUUACAAUUAAUUAUUAGAAUAGCUCCCUGUCGAGAUCCGAAGAUCCUUAUUCCCCUCUAUAAUGCUCCACUCGCCUGUUCACCAACAAUCGUAUCACGACUUUCAAAUUUUGCUCCUGCCAGACAUGGGUCUGCACAGUAGGAAAGUUUGGGUCACCUUUCCUUACUCCAGGCCUUCCAGAAAAUUAAAAAAAAUGAAUUUUCUGGCAACUGUCGGUUCAAUGCUAAUUUUGAAGCCCAUGAUGCAACGCCCAGCAUCGUGUUAGACAACUGCCCGAAUGGCCUAGACAUUACUCCAGGCAUAGCUGGGCUUGCCUUUCCAACUCCAAAGUCCUCUUGCUUAUGAGGCAGAAAACCAGCUCUGAAAAUAGACUUAGGCUAGACUCUGUACACCAUCAGAAUUGCUUACCUUGCACAGUGUCCCUUUUCUGAGUUUAUAAAAACCUAACCGGAUAUAAAUAUGUGCUCAAAGGCAGGUGAAGCCAACCCCGAAAGGCUGAGACGCCAUGCUUAUUUGACUAUAGAGCUGAACAAAGAAGCUAUUAUGAUGAACAAAUCAGAGAAAAAGAAAGAGAAAAAGCAUUGAGGAAGCAAAAAGAAGAAAUGGAAGCAAGACAAAGAGAAGAGGAAGAAAUCAAAGCUUUAAGGAAACAGAUGGAAUUUAAAGCCCAACCUAUAUGAGAAGACGCUUUUGUUCCAAAAAUAGUCGAAAAGAAGCUGACGAUGCCAAAUCCGUUCCAUUUCCAGACUGAAUUGAGAGCUCAGAUUAGGGAUCUUUCUAAAAGUAUGGACACUUCAGGGUAUUUGUCAGAUAUGAGCACAAACUUUAGCUUUAACCAAGCGUGAAAUAAUUAA